AUGUCGCAUACUCCGCGUAACUUAUCAACACCUACAGAGUUUGAUGGUAGUCAAUAUGAUACUGACGAAGACGAACAGCAACUUACAGAAGUAACCCCACUCACGGCUCGUGAACGUGAUAUCUCAGGUUCACGACCUGACAAAAAAAAUGAAUCAUGGUUAACAUUUAAAACUCGGCUUAGAUAUUAUGUUCCAGUUUUCAGUUGGUUACCAACUUAUUCAUUACAUACUUUUUGGGGUGACUUUGCUGCCGGUUUAACCGUAACAGCUAUUUUGUUGCCUUCUGCUUUAUCAUAUUCUGUGCUGGCAAAGUUACCGCCUGUUCAUGUCAUUGGACCUGAAGCGCUUGUAUCUAUGCUGGUGGGUUCUUCUGUAUCUCAACAGCAAAAAUAUUUAGGCAAGGAGGAUGAUCCAGAAACCGCAAUUAUGAUUGCAGGUCUAGUCACAUUUUUUGUGGGCAUCUUGACAUUCAUUCUUGGUAUUGUUCGGUUAGGGUUCUUGGAUUCCGUUUUAUCACGCGCUCUUCUACGAGGAUUUAUUUCUGCGGUAGCGAUUGUGAUUAUAAUCGAACAAUUCUUGACCAUGUUCCGUUUAUCCGAUAUAGCCGCAGAAGAUGGAAUUGGUCAUGCAUCAUCAACAGUUGAAAUAUUUAUCUAUAUGAUCAAACAUCUUAACCUUGCUCACAGACUGACAACUAUAGUAUCAUUCUCAAGUCUUGCUUUUCUUUUAUUAUUUGGACAACUCAAAAAAAGGCUCGCCAAACGAUGGCCACAAGUGCAAUUCAUACCAGAGAUUUUGAUAUGUGUAAUAAUAUUUACAAUUUUAUGCAGAAUUUUUGGGUGGGAUGAACAAGGGGUUUAUAUUCUUGGAUCAGUUAAAGGAAGUGGAUUUAGAUUCAGAAUUCCUUUCCCACCAUCCGCUCCUCAUUUAAUAGAUUGUUUUGAAACAGCUGCUUUGAUCUCAGUUAUUGGCUUUGUGGAAUCUAUUGUGGUCACAAAAACUUACGCGACGAAGCAUAAUUACGCUGUUAGUGCCAAUCGUGAGCUAGUUGCUUUGGGUACUGCAAAUUUGGUAGGAAGCUUUUUCCAAUGCUUCCCCGCUUACGGUGGUAUGGCAAGAAGUGGUAUCAACGACAGAGCUGGCUCUAGGACUCAAUUAUCAGGGCUCAUAAAUUCUAUUCUUGUACUUUUAUGUUUGUUUUUCCUUCUUGAUGCAUUUUAUUAUUUGCCGAAACCUGUAUUAGCGGCAAUCGUUACUGUUGCUGCUAUAUCAUUGUUAGAAGAGCUUCCCCAUGAUUUAUAUUUCAUGUACAAGAUCAAAGCAUGGAAAGAUUACGCUUUACUCCUUUUGACAUUUUUAUCCACCAUCUUUAUUUCCACUGAAUAUGGCACAUUAAUUUCGGUCGCUUUAUCAUUAUUACUUGUCGUAAAACAUUCUACUUAUCCACGUAUCACAUUAUUGGGUAAGAUAGGUGAAACAGAUAAAUUCAAACCUAUCAAAGAUUUCCCAGAUCAAGCAGAACAUGUCGAAGGAGUGCUUGUGGUCAGAAUCGCUGAACCUUUGUACUUUGCAAAUACUGGUCAACUUAAAGAUAGAUUAAGACGUUUAGAAGAAUUUGGUGAUAUGAGUGUCCAUCCUUCAGAAGAAGCUCGAAUGUCUCCAAUUGAAAACGUGAUAUUUGACAUAGAAACGAUGGAGGAAGUUGAUGCUAGUGCCGCACAAAUUCUAUUAGAAAUUGUUGAAUCAUAUCAACAACGUCGAGUUAACGUGUUUUUCGUGAAAUUGCGUGAAAAUCAAAAGAAAUUAUUUGUACGCGCUGGAAUAAUGGACAAAGUUGGUCAUGAUCAUUUCUUUAAACGAAUUCCUGAUGCACUUGAAUAUAUUAAUAGAGGAGGGUUUAUUAUUGGUUGA
This is a messenger RNA of Funneliformis geosporum, 1911 nucleotides long. NCBI's taxonomy places the organism in Eukaryota, Fungi, Glomeromycota, Glomeromycetes, Glomerales, Glomeraceae. The record is from the annotation of a GenBank genome assembly.